AUCCAAAGGAAGGUCAGCUGGAGCUGGGAAAUUUUUAUGAAUUUUAUGUCAGUUUUUGUGAAGAUUUGCAAAUUAAAAUUUUCUCUAAGAGUAAUGUCAAAAUCUCAUCUAUCGUCCUUAAGAAAAGUGUAUCUAGUAAUUAGUUGUUAAAUAUAGUGAACAUGUUCCGCGAAAGAACCUUAUUUCCCCAAGAACCUUGUCUCCUCUGAUAAGGAUAAGAUUCUUAUCAAGUUCUAGUUGACAGCUGAGCAAUAUGUUAAUAAAUAUAAAGCAGUUUUACUCGCGAAUUUUUCGUUAAAAUUAAAAUGUUUUACUUUGAGAAUUUUUUUGUAAGUUUUCUACUCAGUGUUGUGAUCCUGACAACCCAAACAUGCUUAUCCAAAGAACAAAAACAUAUGAGUUCCAAAGAAAGAAUACAAUUAAGGGAAGAAGCAAGGGAUAUGUUUUAUCACGCAUACAAUGCUUAUAUGUAUAACGCAUAUCCAGCUGAUGAAUUGAUGCCCCUAAGUUGUGCUGGACGCUACAGGGGGAUAUCUCCAAACAGGGGAGACAUUGAUGAUUCAUUAGGAAAUUUUUCGUUAACUUUAAUCGACACAUUAGAUACUCUUGCUAUUUUUGGAGAUCUCGAAGAAUUCGAACACGCUGUCAAAUUGAUCAUCAAAGAUGUUAAUUUUGAUAACGACGUCGUUAUUUCAGUUUUUGAAACCAACAUUCGAGUUGUCGGCGGAUUACUGUCAGCACACAUUCUAUCGGAAUAUUUGCAACAAAGAGAUGGGAUAAUGCCUUGGUAUAAAGGGGAACUCUUAAACAUGGCCAAAGAUGUUGGAUACCGUUUGUUACCAGCUUUUAACACAACUACCGGAAUACCUCAUUCUAGGGUAAAUAUGAAAUACGGAUUGAAAAGUGAUCGAUUGGAAUCCGCUAGGGAAACAUGCACUGCUUGCGCGGGAUCCAUGAUAUUGGAAAUGGCAGCACUUUCACGGUUGACCGGAGAACCCAUAUUCGAAAUGAAAGCCCAAAAAGCUAUGGAUGAGUUGUGGAAGAUGCGCCAUCGUAGCUCUGAUCUCAUGGGUACCGUUUUGAACGUCCAUUCCGGCGACUGGGUUCGCAGAGAUUCUGGUGUUGGAGCUGGUAUAGAUUCCUACUACGAAUACUGCUUAAAGGCGUAUAUACUCUUAGGAGAUAACAAAUACCUUAAUAGAUUCAACAGGCAUUAUAAUGCUGUCAUGAAGUAUAUUUCUCAGGGACCAAUGCUGUUGGAUGUACAUAUGCACAGACCUCAUACGAAUUCCCGAAACUACAUGGACGCGUUACUGGCGUUUUGGCCAGGUCUUCAAGUCCUUAAAGGAGACAUUAAGCCUGCCGUGGAAACCCACGAAAUGCUGUACCAAGUGAUGCAGCGUCAUAAGUUCAUUCCAGAAGCUUUCACUACCGAUUUCCAAGUCCAUUGGGGCAACCAUCCUCUCCGACCUGAGUUUUUAGAGUCUACGUAUUUUCUUUACAGCGCCACUGGGGAUCCAUACUAUUUAGAGGUAGGAAAAAACGUCUUAAGAAGCUUACAGAAAUACGCCAGAGUGCCUUGUGGUUAUGCCGCCGUUAACGACGUCAGAACCGGUAAGAAGGAGGACAGAAUGGAUUCGUUCGUACUAGCCGAAACGUUUAAGUAUCUCUUUUUGUUAUUUGCCAACAAAGACGAUCUCAUUUUAAACUUGGACGAGUUUUUGUUCACGACUGAAGGACAUUUGCUACCUCUCACUCUUUCCGGACGGACUAUUAAUGGAAGCAAAACAGUAGACAUGGAUAUAGAUGGAUUCGAAUUCGACCGUACGUGUCCGAACACCUUACGUUUGUUUCCUGAAUCCUUUAGAAAACCUCUGCAAAAUAUGGUGGACGGAAUGUGCCCGAAGAGGUCCCAAAAAAGAAGACUCACUGCUUCAGAUUUCUCCGCAGCCAACCUCAAUCAUUUGAAGAUAAUCAAAGAUAUGGGUAUAAAUAUCAUAGCGUUAAAUGAUGGAAGAGUUCAACUGUUGCAUACAUUUUCGGCAGCUCGAUCAGCAGCUGACGCCGAAGAGGGACUUUUAUUUAUGCAAGAGAUGGUCGAACUAUCCAAACUCCAAUCCCAACAGCCAGAACCAUCUGCUCAAGCCAUCAGUAUUCCCGUCUUAGGUUCCAAAGAAGACGAACAACUUAUAGUCCUCCACGCUGGUCCCUCACAAUUCGGCAAAAAUCUCAAAGGAGACCAGCACCUUACAGCUCAGGUGGUAUUAGUCAGACCGUCUCGAGGAUGUGAACCGCCUCAAGAACCUAGUGCUUUAAAAGGAAAAAUCGCGAUCGUUGACAGAGGUGAAUGUAUGUUUGUGGAUAAAGUUAGGGCGAUGCAGAAGUACGGUGCGGUAGCGGCUGUGAUUUUAGAUAACGCUCCUGGCAGCAGCGCUGCCAACUCUCCAAUGUUCUCGAUGUCUGGUGAUGGUAACGAUGAUGUCAAAAUACCUGCAGUGUUCCUAUUUACCCAAGAAGCUUCCAAACUUCUGUUAGCUGUAAGUAAAGAUCCCCAAGUCGAAAUUACCAUAAGGGAACUGAAAGACUCAGAUAACUUUUCGCAAAACGAAGAGGAAAGUAUGUUUCAGAAACUGAAAAUAUCCGUCCAAGAAUUCCUUAACAAACACACAGGUAUCGCUUUUACGAAAACUGUAGAACUUGGUGGAUUUCGCGCAAAUAUAGGAAAUAACAAAGUAAGGAUUACCUACGAAGGAGACCAGCAAGACUUUACUCCGGUUAAGGAGACCACCGUCAAUGAACAGUGGAGUAAGAUCAGAAAAGGUCUUUUAAAGUCGAUUUUAACAUCUGAAAAUAAGGAACUUUUAGUGCCUCUUAAUAUUUUAAGGAUCUAUUAUCAGACUCUUAGUGGUGUUUCCGCGCAAGAUGUUUCUAAAGUAGACAUCGUGAAACAAACCGAGUGGUUAUUGGAAGAUUUGUCCAAAGAGCUCAAGAAGAAAGACGAUGACUUGGUGCAGUUGGAAUCAGAUCCAGAGAUAACCAUAAUCACUGAGAUGACAGAAACCGACAAGGACGCUCUAGUAAACGAAAACGAAAACAAAAGGCGGAAAGAAAUCAGUUCAUUUCUGGAAGAAGAAAUGAGCAAAAUAGACGAAGUGUUUAACAAACUUAAAAUAAAAGUAAACGAUGAUAUCAUAGUUGGUGAUUUAGCUAAAAGUGUUAACCAAAUCAAACAAGAAAAAAUUAGGAACAAUAAAGUUAAAAGUAAGCAUUCGAUCGAUGAAUUAUGAUGAAUGUAAGAAUGUGCUUAGUUGCGAAAUCGAUUGAUUGAAGCGGUAUUUUAAUUUGUCAAAAGUAUUUUAAGGAUUUUCAAAGAAAGUUCAGAGCUGAAAACUCGUUAUAAAUAUACAUUUAUAUAUUUUACACAUUUACAAAGAUUUUUGCGUUUAUAAAGUUUAUUUAUGUUUGGAGAAGUAUAUAGUGCGUACCCAAUU
Diabrotica balteata is the source of this 3491-nucleotide messenger RNA. Lineage: Eukaryota; Metazoa; Arthropoda; Insecta; Coleoptera; Chrysomelidae. The record is from the annotation of a GenBank genome assembly.